Messenger RNA from Synchiropus splendidus (mandarinfish), 1013 nucleotides. It is a transcript of the gene rpz2, whose product is annotated as rapunzel 2. The record is from RefSeq and is a predicted model, not a curated record. Lineage: Eukaryota; Metazoa; Chordata; Actinopteri; Syngnathiformes; Callionymidae. Bases 131 to 820 code for a protein of 229 amino acids. The transcript is spliced from 2 exons.
CGAAGGGGCGGGCAUUGUUUGCCUUAAAGGAAAAUGGUGGCGAGGAAAGUCAGACGUCGCUAGAAACAAGGAUACGGGCUGUUUCUCUGGUUUAAGCUCACAAGAGUGAAGGAAAAGCAACUCUGGAAGGAUGGCCAGCGCUGAACAGAUAAAGCAAACUGCCGUUAAGGUUCUGAGCUGCGUUGAGAAGGUUUCCUCUUUCGCCUCCUCCAUAGACCCGAUCUUUGGCAUCGUCUCCUCGUUGGUUGGUGUUGCUCGAAAGGGCCUCGACGACGACAAAGGCCACGCUUUGGACAAGGAUUUCCAGGAGGUCCGCAGCAAACUGGAGAGCAUUUCCCAGAAGAACCAGCAAUGUCUCAAGCAGAUCCGCAUCGAUGAGGUGAAUGAAACCUUUGGCAAGUACGAGGAAUACAUCAAACACCAGUACACGGCCUUCAACAACAUGGUGACCCAGAUCAAGAAGGAUCCUGACAACACUCAGCGAUUCAUGGACAACUUUGAGAAGAUUUACGAGCGAGAUAAGAGCGACUUGAGCCUUGACGUGUAUUAUCAAGGCGUCGUUGGAAACAGCCGGCUAUUUGGGAGAAAUCUGCUGAAAGUGUACAUGGACCACUGCGACAGUGACCGUGAGAUCAUGGAGUACCGCUGCUCUCACAUCAUACACCUCUUCCACAUGGGACUCAUCGCCCUCAUGGCUUACACUGCUGUUACAGAAGAUGAUGAGGAUGAGGUGCGUGAAAAGUGGGCCAAGAGGGUCGAAGAGAUCCAGACCAAGAUGCAGGAGGUGCUGAGCCAGUGCAAAGAAAAGAAGGCACCGUGAGUGAGGCGAACGACAUUGGGAGCGGGAACCAAAGCAACGCUGAGAUAUGGACCACUCUAAAAAGACAAAUCAUUUAAAAUAAAUGUAUAUGCACUUAAAUAUAUUUAAUGUUUGUCUCAAGCCAUGUUCACUAUUGCAGAAAUUACAUUGUUGGCUUCAACUGAAAACUUUUUUUUUCAAUAAAUGUGACUUU